UCAAAUGCAGAAAUGUGUUAUGUUUUUUUAUGUUUGAUUUGAUUAAACGAUUGCUUGAUCUGCGAAAAUUUUCCAGGUGGAGUUUUCAAUCUUAUAAGAUGUCAAAGGACAGAUUUUUCUCCAAUCCCUUUCCAGAUUUCACUCCAGAAAACGCCCAUGAAUUGGUCGAAAGUUUGAAGGUUCAGAAGAAUCAGAAAUUUUCGGCGAAGGUGUAUCAAAGAUGGGAAGCAGUGGAAGGUAAAUUUCCCUAUAUUGACAAACAUGAUUAUUCAGUCUACACAGGAACAUCUGGUUUGGCUCUUUUGAAGCUCAAGAAGGAUCCAAAUAAUCCUGAAAAUUUGAAGGAAAUACUUGAAUUAAUACCUCUUAAGAGGCUGAAAAAUAAGAGACAUACAUUCUUAUGUGGUGACGCUGGACCUCUAGCUAUUGCAGCAGUUGUCCAUUAUAAACUAGGCAACCAUGAUCAGACAAAACUAGUUGUUGAGAGAUUACUCUCAAUGAAGGAUGAUGUAUUCAACAUCAAUUCUGAUUUACCCAAUGAAUACUUAUAUGGUCGGGCAGGCUAUCUAUAUGCUGUUUUAUUUGUUAACAAAAAUGUACAUCCUCCGCCUUUCCCUGAUGAGUUUAUUAGAAAGAUUGUAGAAAUCAUUCUGAUUUGUGGUAAAAAUGAGGCAAAAGCAGGAAAAUUUAAAUGCCCAUUGAUGUACCAAUGGCAUGAUAGCUAUUACCUUGGCGCUGCUCAUGGUUUGUCUGGCAUUUUAUAUUUAUUGCUUCAAAUUAAGGAGAACUUGAUGGAAUCAGAGAUGAAUACUUUGAUAAAACCCACUAUUGACUACUUGAGUACAAUCAGAUUUCCUAGUGGAAAUUAUCCUUCGUCAAUGGGAAGAGAUGUUGAUAAAUAUGUUCAAUGGUGCCAUGGGGCUCCAGGCUUUGUUUAUUUAUUCAGUCAAGCCUAUAAAGUCUUUGGAGAUCCCAAAUACAUUCAGUUGGCUCUAGAUGCUGGUGAAAUUGUUUGGCAGAGAGGAUUGGUUAGGAAGGGCUAUAGCAUUUGCCAUGGAGUUUCAGGCAAUGCUUACUGCUUUUUGGAAUUGUACCAAACCACACAGGACGAGAAACAAUUAUACAGAGCGUUCAAAUUCGCGGAAUGGUGUCUUGAUUACAAGAAAAACCAUGAGGAAUAUCCACCUGACCGGCCAAUAUCUCUCUUUGAGGGUAUUGCAGGACCUAUGUACUUCUUAUUGGAUAUGCUCAAUCCGGUUGAAGCCAAAUUUCCUGGAUAUACAUUGUAGUAUGAUUUUUUUAAAGGAAUAGAACUGAUUAUUGAAUUUCCUUUAUGUAUGCUUUAUGAGUAUUAGCGUAAAUAAAUUUGAUGUGAUAAUUU
This is a messenger RNA of Coccinella septempunctata (seven-spotted ladybird), 1381 nucleotides long. RefSeq names its product glutathione S-transferase LANCL1. The coding region runs from base 30 to 1289 and encodes 419 amino acids. The transcript has 8 exons. NCBI's taxonomy places the organism in Eukaryota, Metazoa, Arthropoda, Insecta, Coleoptera, Coccinellidae. The record is from RefSeq and is a predicted model, not a curated record. Gene Ontology annotation, biological process: peptide modification; carbohydrate metabolic process. Gene Ontology annotation, cellular component: plasma membrane.